AUGCGGCUACGAGAGAUACCUCGCUGCGCGGCAUUUGCCUGGUCGCCUGGUUCUGAUUUGCCUUUGGUGGUAACUGGAACUCGAGCUGGAGCAGUUGACGCAGAUUUCUCUGAUGAAACAAAGCUGGAGCUCUGGGAUUUGAGCCUGGACGACCUCGAGCAAGGUGUUGAGCUCCAGCCUGUUGCAAGCAUUAGCACGGAUUCAAGAUUUCAUGAUAUUGCUUGGGGACCUGCGAACGCAGAGCACCCACGGGGAAUAAUCGCUGGGGCACUUGAGAAUGGCUCUCUGGAUUUGUGGGAUGCCGAGAAGCUCAUAAAAGGGGGCGAAGAUGCAUUUAUGUCACGAACAACAAAACACUCAGGCGCUAUCAAAUCUCUCCAAUUCAAUCCUCUAAAGCCUCAAAUCCUUGCGACAGCUGGCACAAAGGGCGAGCUGUUUAUUUACGACAUCAACGACAUCUCGAACCCUUUCAGACUUGGUACGGCUGCGGCCCGAGCAGAUGAUCUUGAGUGUGUGGCAUGGAAUAGGAAGGUCCCUCAUAUUUUGGCAACUGGUGGAAGCGGUGGAUUUGUCACUGUGUGGGAUCUAAAGACCAAGAAGGCCUCUCUCACAUUGAACAACAACCGAAAGGCCGUGGGAGCAAUUGCUUGGGAUCCAAACAACGCUACGAAGCUUCUUACCGCAACCCCUGACGAUUCGAGCCCAGUCAUUCUAUUAUGGGACUUACGAAACUCGAACGCCCCUGAGCGCACACUGGCAGGCCAUGACCAGGGCAUCCUCUCACUCUCGUGGUGCCAGCUGGAUAGCGACCUGUUAUUAUCUUGUGGAAAGGAUAACAGAACGAUAGUCUGGAACCCACAAACUGGGGAGCGCCUUGGCGAAUUCCCCGAAGUCACAAACUGGACAUUCCAAACAAGGUUCAAUCCUCACAAUCCUGCUCUGUCUGCAACAGCUUCUUUUGACGGCAAGAUUUCAAUACAGACUCUCCAAAAUACCAAUUCUACUUCUUCGCAGGCUCCUGUUCAGGGUCCUGUAGACGGAGAGGAUUUCUUCACAAAAGCCCAGACUCAACCACAGGGAGCUUCGUUCUCCUUAAAGAAAGCCCCGAAAUGGCUCGAGCGACCUGCGGGUGCUUCUUUCGGCUUUGGAGGAAAGCUGGUAAGCUUUGGUCUGUUGCCAACCGUUGCUGGUCAACAUCGAUCAUCCAAGAUCCAAAUUUCAAACUUCUCCGUCGACUCCGACAUUGGGUCAGCCACCGAGACCUUCGAAAAAGCCCUCCUAUCCGGAAAUAUUGGUAGCAUUUGUGAAUCGCACAUAUCUGAAGCCAAAUCUGAACAGGAGAAGGCAGACUGGAAGGUUAUUGAAACACUGGUCUCCGAUAAUCCCCGCAAAAAGGUUACCGAAUAUUUGGGCUUUUCGGACCAAGUGGAAGAAGCUGCUAACGGCAUUGCUGGGCUUGAUCUGGAAGAGAAGACCGAUGGAACUACUGAAGACGCUAAUGGAACUGCGUCGAAGAACAGUCGAUUAUCUACACUUUUCUCAGAUGGUGUAGAUGGUGAUGACUUUCUAUCAACAAUAGCGGCAACGAAAGGAGCAAAGACUGACAACCCCUUCCACUUGUUCUCUGAAGCGGAUUCUGCCUCGGAAAAGCAGAUUACAAAAGCUUUGAUGCUUGGGCAGUUUGAGAAGGCUAUGACUAUCUGUUUGAAAGAGGACAAGAUUGCAGACGCGUUAAUCAUCGCAAAUUGCGGGGGCAAGGAAUUACUCGAGAAGGCGCAGUCUGUGUAUCUGUCCAAGAAGUCGACAGGGCCUAACUAUCUGCGCCUACUAUCCUCAGUUAUCGGCAAGAAUCUCUGGGAUAUUGUCUACAAUGCGGACCUCUCAAACUGGAAGGAAACCAUGGCCACAUUGUGCACCUAUGCGGACCCGAGCGAAUUCCCGGACUUGUGUGAAGCUCUUGGCGAUCGAAUUAUAGAAACUGACAAUCCCAAAGAUGCCUCAUUCUGCUACUUGGUUGGGUCAAAACUUGAGAAGGUCAUCACUAUCUGGAUUGCCGAAUUGCAGGACGCAGAGAAGGCAGGCAUCGAAGAUCGUAGCGAAGACUCGUCUUUUUCUGUUCACGCACGUGUUCUGCAGAACUUCAUUGAGAAGGUGACAGUGUUCCGAGACGUGACAAAGUUCCAGGAUAACGAACAAGGAUUAACCUCUGGCUGGAAGCUCGCGCCAUUGUACGACAAAUACAACGAGUAUGCUGACAUUGUUGCCGCCCAUGGACAUCUGUCUAUUGCAGAGCGAUACCUGGAUCUCUUGCCAACGCAAUACCCGGCCGCUGAAGUUGCUCGAAGCCGGGUGAAACUUGCAUCGAGAAAGGCGGCACCAAGAACAGCACAACAGCAACAGCCAGCAUCUGUAAGAAAUUCAUCGCGCCCACAACCGGGUAUUGGCUACCAGCCUCCCGCUGCAACGCCUGCGCGCCCAACCCAAAAUAGUUUUGCACCACCGGCACCUACCCCCGUGGCGAACCCAUACGCACCACCAUCUAAUACAUACGCUCCCCAGCAACCAUAUCAACAACCGCAACAAGGACAGCAAGGUUAUGGGCAAAAUUACGGAUCCAAUUUUGGUAGUGUUCCUCCGCCAAACAAUUAUGGGGCACCUACUCAGUCUUUUGGAGGACCACCCACUGGACCACCAAGGAACACGACUCCUUCGGCACCGCCGCCCUCCAAGGCAAAGGACAUGAUGAACUGGAAUGAUACUCCCAUGGUCUCUAAGCCACCGAGAAGAGCCACGCCCUCUACCACCCCAGCUCCAUUCCCCAACCAACAGAACUUUUCCAUGCCACCCCCAGCAAAUCCCUAUGGCGUCAGAGCAACUCCCACUCCACCUCCUCCACCACCAAAAGGACCGGCUCAUCCCCGUAUGACCUCUCCGCUAAUGAGUGGCCCUCCCCAACCUUUCCAGCCAAGACCAUCCUCUGCUGCAAAUCAGUAUGCACCAGCUCCAACAGCUAGCUCACCCGCCCAGCACUAUGGUCUCCCACCAACCAUUCCCCGAGGCGCAUCCCCAUAUAAUGCAUCACCGGCAGGGCCACCGCCUUCCAACAGAUACGCCCCUUCGCCAGCCGCACAGCAGUAUUCACAACCACCAACACCUCAAUCUCAAGUGGCCCCGCCACCUCAAGCUGGCAAUAGACCACCGCCACCAGCUAAUCCUUACGCUCCUAGUGCCCCGCCAUUGCAUACACCACAGAGCCAGUUCGCCCAACCAUAUGACCAUAAUCAGGCACCUUCUCAAUUCCAGAACCAAGGCCCACCGCCAGCUUCUCAGGGGCCACCGCCAAGCUCUCGACCACCAACUGGCCCACCCCCUAAAUCUGUCACACCUGCUGCUCCGGUAAAGCCAAAGCAUCCAAGUGGGGACAGAUCACACAUUCCUGCAUCGGCUCAGCGAAUGGUUGACAUCUUUAGCGGUGAUAUGCAGCGAGUUGCCUCCAAGGCGCCGCCUUCUUUCGCUGCUCAAGUCAAGGACACGCAGAAGCGACUUAACAUUCUCUUCGAUCAUCUGAACAACGAGGAACUUGUGAAGCCAGAAACCGUCGCGAGGUUAAGUGAGCUUGCUGAGGCCCUGAACGCAAAGAACUAUGAUGUUGCCGCACGAUUUCAGGUUGAUAUCCAGCGUGAGAAGACUGACGAGUGUGGAAACUGGAUGGUGGGCGUGAAACGUUUGGUGAGCAUGAGCAAGGUAACUCCUUGA
Lachnellula hyalina is the source of this 3756-nucleotide messenger RNA. RefSeq names its product Protein transport protein (gene SEC31). Gene Ontology annotation, biological process: COPII-coated vesicle cargo loading; endoplasmic reticulum to Golgi vesicle-mediated transport; intracellular protein transport. Bases 1 to 3756 code for a protein of 1251 amino acids. NCBI's taxonomy places the organism in Eukaryota, Fungi, Ascomycota, Leotiomycetes, Helotiales, Lachnaceae. Gene Ontology annotation, molecular function: structural molecule activity; protein binding. Gene Ontology annotation, cellular component: endoplasmic reticulum exit site; COPII vesicle coat. The transcript is spliced from 3 exons. The record is from RefSeq and is a predicted model, not a curated record.